Messenger RNA from Medicago truncatula (barrel medic), 2443 nucleotides. RefSeq names its product 50S ribosomal subunit assembly factor BipA. Lineage: Eukaryota; Viridiplantae; Streptophyta; Magnoliopsida; Fabales; Fabaceae. Gene Ontology annotation, molecular function: GTPase activity; GTP binding. The transcript has 19 exons. The record is from RefSeq and is a predicted model, not a curated record. Gene Ontology annotation, cellular component: cytosol; ribonucleoprotein complex. Bases 78 to 2075 code for a protein of 665 amino acids.
ACUUCGAUCGCGUUGGUGUAAAACUCUAAAACCCUUACACAUUCACAUCACUAGUAAAGUCACGGUGCACUGUGGCUAUGGCGGUUCCUUUUCUUCUCCGUUCACUCUACUCCUCCACACGAAAAUCAUUCACCUCUUCUUCACCUCUCACUCAAUCUCCCUCUCGUUACUUCCCCCGCUUCUUCUCAUCCUCAUCCGCCGCCGCUGCCACCUCCUCUCCCGCCGCAUCACUCGAUCCUAACCGCCUCCGUAACGUCGCCGUCAUUGCUCAUGUCGACCACGGCAAAACUACUCUCAUGGACCGACUGCUUCGUCAGUGCGGGGCUGAUAUUCCUCACGAACGCGCCAUGGAUUCCAUUUCGCUUGAACGUGAGCGUGGAAUCACCAUCUCUUCUAAGGUUACUUCAAUUUCGUGGAAAGAUAAUGAGUUGAAUAUGGUGGAUACUCCUGGUCACGCUGAUUUCGGCGGUGAGGUGGAACGUGUAGUUGGUAUGGUUGAGGGAGCAGUUUUGGUUGUUGAUGCCGGGGAAGGUCCACUGGCCCAAACUAAGUUUGUUCUUGCAAAAGCCUUAAAGUAUGGGUUGCGACCUAUUCUUCUUUUAAACAAAGUAGACCGGCCUGCAGUUACUCAGGAGAUAUGUGAUGAGGUUGAAAGUGUGGUGUUUGAUCUAUUUGCGAACCUGGGUGCUACAGAGGAACAACUUGACUUCCCUGUUCUUUAUGCUUCUGCUAAAGAAGGAUGGGCAUCCACCACAUAUACCAAGGAUCCUCCUGCCGAUGCCAAAAAUAUGUCACAGUUGCUUGAUGCCAUUGUAUCACAUGUCCCCCCACCAAAUGCAAACAUUGAUGCACCUUUCCAAAUGCUGGUUUCAAUGAUGGAGAAGGACAAUUAUUUUGGGCGGAUUUUGACUGGACGCGUGCAUUCUGGGGUUGUUCGUGUUGGUGACAAGGUUCACGGACUACGUAACAAAGAUUCUGGUGCUGAAAAGAUUGAAGAUGGAAAGGUGGUGAAAGUGAUGAAAAAGAAGGGUACAACCAUGGUUGUAACUGAUUGUGCUGGAGCUGGUGAUAUAAUUUCAAUUGCUGGUUUGUCAAGUCCAUCAAUCGGCCAUACAGUCACUACUGUGGAGAUUAUGUCUGCAUUACCGACAGUUGAAUUGGAUCCCCCAACAAUAUCGAUGACUUUUGGUGUAAAUGACUCCCCAUUAGCUGGUCGUGAUGGUACUCAUUUGACUGGGGGAAAAAUUGGUGAUCGACUAAUGGCUGAAUCUGAAACCAACCUUGCCAUAAAUGUGCUUCCAGGCAUGUCAGAAACAUUUGAAGUUCAAGGAAGAGGAGAACUACAGCUAGGUAUUUUAAUUGAGAAUAUGAGGCGUGAGGGAUUUGAGCUAUCGGUCUCUCCACCUAAAGUAAUGUAUAAAACUGACAAGGGUCAGAAACUUGAGCCAAUAGAAGAAGUUACAAUCGAGGUAAAUGAUGAGCAUGUUGGCUUUGUAAUGGAGGCCUUGUCUCACAGAAGAGCUGAGAUUACUGACAUGGGUCCUGUCGCGGGAACUGUUGGCCGAACUAGAUUGUGUUUGACUUGUCCAUCGAGGGGACUGGUUGGUUACAGGAGCGUGUUCAGCAGUGAGACACGUGGAACUGGGUUCAUGCACCGUGCUUUCCUCAAAUAUGAAAAAUUUCGAGGCCCUCUUGGCAAUGUGAGGAAAGGAGUACUGGUGUCGGUGGGUUUUGGUUCAAUCACAUUGCAUGCAUUAAUGAGCUUAGAAGCUCGUGGGACUCUUUUUGUAUCUCCUGGAAUGGAGGCAUAUGAUGGAAUGAUUGUUGGAGAACACUCACGGGAUACAGAUCUUGAUGUUAAUCCAGUGAGGGCCAAACAACUUACAAAUGUACGCUCUGUGAACAAGGAUGAUACUGUGAAGCUGAUUCCUCCUCGCCUUAUGACACUUGAAGAAGCUAUAGGGUAUGUAGCUUCAGAUGAGCUUAUCGAGGUUACUCCAAAGGCAAUCCGGUUACGGAAGAAAUACCUUGAUGCUAGCAAGCGAAAAACCAUGAGUAAAAAGCCAAAGGAAUGAAGAGGACAAAAGGCCAGAUCAACGGGGAGUUUUUCCUCGAUUAAAUUUUGUAACAUUAAAUUAUUCAGCAUACAGUAUAGUCGUCAUGAGCAAAAGUCUUCGUCUUCAAGUUCUAACUUAAUUCAAGUACUGUAUUACAGGCACCUCAUAAGAAAUAUUCUUCGAUAGUGAGAAAUAAAGCCAACUCAAUUUUGUAUUUCUAGGAAAUAAUUAGUGAUUGCCUUGCUUAUUGGCUUGGAAAGAAGUUACUUACAUUGUUAUGUAAUGUAUCAAGUGUAUUUUUUUUUUGAAGAUUAAACUUCAUAUAUAAACUGGUCAUAAAGGCAGUUUAUUUUGCUUACAUUUAAUAUAAUGAUUUAUAUUUACCA